Bufo bufo (common toad) is the source of this 1330-nucleotide messenger RNA. It is a transcript of the gene AGPAT4, whose product is annotated as 1-acylglycerol-3-phosphate O-acyltransferase 4. The coding region runs from base 1 to 1134 and encodes 377 amino acids. Gene Ontology annotation, cellular component: endomembrane system; mitochondrial outer membrane. NCBI's taxonomy places the organism in Eukaryota, Metazoa, Chordata, Amphibia, Anura, Bufonidae. The transcript is spliced from 8 exons. Gene Ontology annotation, molecular function: 1-acylglycerol-3-phosphate O-acyltransferase activity. The record is from RefSeq and is a predicted model, not a curated record.
AUGGAUAUCAGUGGAUUUCUGAAAUCUCAAUUCUUUUGCCAUCUUUUUAUCAGCUAUGUGUUUAUUGGAACAGGACUUAUCAUUAAUUUAAUUCAACUUUUUACUCUUGUCAUCUGGCCUUUUAAUAAGCAACUGUACCGAAAGAUCAACUGCAGACUGGCAUACUGCGUAUCAAGUCAAUUGGUGAUGUUGCUGGAGUGGUGGUCAGACACUGAUUGCACGCUGUAUACAGAUCCUGCAAACUAUAGCAAGUAUGGCAAAGAGAACGCUAUAGUAAUUCUCAACCAUAACUUUGAAAUUGACUUUCUCUGUGGUUGGAACUUUUGUGAGAGAUUUGGUGUCCUUGGUAGCUCAAAAGUCCUAGCAAAGAAGGAGCUAUCUUAUAUUCCUGUAAUUGGCUGGAUGUGGUACUUCUUGGAGAUUGUCUUCUGUAAACGAAAAUGGGAAGAAGAUCGAAAAACUGUUGUAAAGGGUUUACAGAAUCUUAGGGACUACCCAGAACAUUUUUGGUUUCUAAUACACUGUGAGGGUACGCGUUUCACUGAGAAAAAGCAUGAAAUUAGUAUGCAAGUUGCUGAAGCCAAAGGCCUUCCCAAGCUGAAAUAUCAUCUACUGCCCAGAACAAAAGGAUUCUCAGUCACUGUGCAAAGUUUGAGAAAUGUAGUGUCUGCAGUGUAUGACUCAACCCUCAAUUUUAGAAAUAAUGAAAAUCCUACCUUACUCGGGGUAUUAAAUGGGAAAAAGUACCAUGCAGAUCUAUAUGCAAGGCGGAUUCCAUUAGAAGAAAUACCUGAGAAUGAGCAGGAAUGUGCUCAGUGGCUACACAGACUAUACCAGGAAAAAGAUGCUUUUCAAGAAGAGUACUAUAAGACUGGAAUCUAUCCAGGCACUGCUAUUGUUCCUCCCCGUAGACCAUGGACUCUACUGAACUGGCUUUUUUGGGCCUCUUUGUUAUCUUAUCCACUAUGCAAAGUGCUUGCUAACAUGAUCAGCAGCGGAUCAUACCUCACAUUGGCCAUGUUUGCACUGCUCAUGGUUAUAGUUUCUGUCGGAGUGCGUCGCAUGAUUGGAGUGACUGAAAUAGACAGAGGCUCCACUUAUGGCAACAAUGAAAAUAAGCAGAAGCAGACAUAACAGUAUUUGCUCCUCCUCAGACUUCAAAGGGAAACAUUUUGAACAAUGACCCAAAAAUGGGAGGCCCUCGUUGUCUUACGGGUGCUUCUAACCCUCAUGUACAGUAGGUGAAAAUCUGAAUAAUUUGUGGUGGCAGACAGGACUGAAGAAAACCUACCAAUGUGUUUUAUUUUUAAACUGUGACGGCUCAUUCUGU